This is a messenger RNA of Panicum virgatum (switchgrass), 540 nucleotides long. RefSeq names its product late embryogenesis abundant protein Lea14-A-like. Lineage: Eukaryota; Viridiplantae; Streptophyta; Magnoliopsida; Poales; Poaceae. The record is from RefSeq and is a predicted model, not a curated record. Gene Ontology annotation, cellular component: cytosol. Bases 1 to 540 code for a protein of 179 amino acids. The transcript is spliced from 2 exons. Gene Ontology annotation, biological process: response to desiccation.
AUGAGCGCCGCGGAGGAGGACGAGCAGCAGCGAUCCGCCGCGGCGGGCGGGGAGGAGGAGCGGCGGGAGCGGGGCGGCGGCCUGGUGUCGGGGCUGGUGGACAAGGCCAAGGGGUUCGUGGCGGAGAAGGUGGCGCAGAUCCCCAAACCCGAGGCGUCGCUGGAGCGCGUCGCCUUCAAGAGCGUCAGCCGGCAGGGCAUCGAGCUGCAGAGCCACGCCGACGUCAACAACCCCUACUCGUACCGCAUCCCCAUCUGCGAGGUCACCUACACCUUCAAGAGCGCCGGCAAGGUGAUCGCGUCGGGCACGAUGCCGGACCCCGGGUGGAUCGCGGCGAGCGGCAGCACCAAGCUGGAGCUGCCGGUGAAGGUGCCCUACGACUUCAUCGUCUCGCUGAUGAAGGACCUGGGCGGGGACUGGGACAUCGACUACGUGCUCGAGGUGGGGCUCACCAUCGACCUCCCGGUCGUCGGCACCUUCACCAUCCCGCUCACCACCGAGGGCGAGAUGAAGCUCCCCACCUUCCGGGACCUCUUCUAA